GGGCAAAGAUCGUACUGAGCGAACGCGCGAUUUGUCGCGCGCGCCAUGUUCUCGUUUCGCGCGCCUCUGCCAUUAUAAAUAUCAUCGUCGCGAAAGCGGUGUAUCUUUUAUUCAACUACGGAAUAAACGAUCGUGAGUGGAUCCAUUGCGGCGAUCCCGGGUCGCGAAGCGUCGCGAUCGUCGUCGGCAGGCUCGUGCGUUUCGUUCGUUCCGCUUAUUGGGCCGUUGCGCGCCAUCCGAAUCACGUGAAGACCGAGAAAGGUUAUUGAUAUAAGCCUCGCGAGCGGCGAUGUGACCCGUCGCCGUGCCACGGGGUCACAUCGCUCUAUCGCAGUCGUACUCUAUCGCAGAACCGAAUUUAGCUCCGGCUAACCUGGCCGACGAACGCUCCUGGCGGAGCUAUGGUGGACGCUGUGCCAAGGACGCAAGAGCCGAUGCAGAACAUGGCCGAGCGCUGUAGGAUCUGCUUGGUCAAUCACGGCUGCAUGACGAGCAUGCACGACGAGCAUGUGGAGAGCAAGUUGAAAGAUCUGACGAAAUGCACGUGUAUCGACAUCAAGCACGAGGAGAACUUGCCCAGCGUCGUGUGCCACGUCUGCUUAUAUAAGCUGGACAUGUGGAGCGAAUUCAAGGAACGGUUUAUACAAUUCAAUAAGAUCCUUUUGGAGCAACUGGAGAUUGUAGAGACAUCUGAUAAUACUACCAAGGAACUUUCGAAAGAUGAGACACAUUUGCCAGAAAACACGAAAAGGAAACGUACGAGUGACAGUAGGAGUAAUGUCUCUGAUAAUGAAAAGAAGAAAUCCAAGGUAAAUAUACCUUCCUCAGAUAUGAUAAAUAUCGACAAAUGUGAAACGGACUAUGUUAUAUUGGAUACCAUAAGCAUAUCAGAUGACGAGGAAAACUCAAUGUUGUCCAAAGAUCCCUCACACGUGCUCAAUGUUCCUAAUAAAGACAAACUGAAGAAUGCUGAAAACGGCAGUGCUAAUCACACGGACGGUAAACUGUCCUCGAGUCCAAUGAGAGCCAGAUUGCUGCCAGUGAGACGUGGCAGGAACAUCGAGCGAAGAAAGGCAUCUACGAAACGUUGGGUAGAAAGGAAGAAGGCGCUGCUGGCUGCGACGGGGGAAAAGGUGUCGGACACUGAUUCCAUAGCGUCCGAUGAUGCCCAGUUGUCGCCCGUGCAGAAGGCCCGAGCGAAGACGAACGCGGAGAAGGAAGCGGAGAGGCAAAAGAGGAUCGCCAAGGUGCUGAAAAAUCUCGAGACGAAUCUUACGGAGAAAUACACGGUGAUUCCAGAGUUAGAUACGGAUUCCGACGCGCGCAAAACGAGAUUGCACAAGGACUCGAGCGCUCUGCGACAGAGUAACAAGAACUCGUUGAAACAGAACGAGGAGAAGAACGGCGUUGAGAGAGACAGAUCGAGCACCCUCGAGAGCUCGAUGGAGAAGGAGAACUCACCAGUUACAUUAAGGGGAAAGAACAUUUCGAAGGAGGCGAAGAAAUCGAAGACCGUCGACGAAGCGUUCGUGCCGCAGUCGCUGAAAUCGGAGCUGGUGAUCGGCGACACCACGUACAUCGUAACGUCAACGUUGAUACUCGCGGAUUCACCGUAUUUUAGUAAAGAGAUGCUGAACAAUCUCACGAAGGAUCCCAAGAGCUUCAAUCCUGAUGAUAGCAGUCAGGAGAAGAAUACCGACAUCAUCGACGCGGUACAGUUGCGACGGAUACAUCCUGUCGUGUCCAACGUGAAAAACAAGAAAUUCAUCGAGAGAUGCUUGAACAUCGAUGUGGAGGGCAAUGAAUUGGCGGUGCUGAAACGCGUGCAAGUCGAAUUGGCCGACUUUGUCGAGAAAGAAAUGAAGCAGAAGCUGUUCGGUACGAAUGACGGCACUGGGAAAGGCGACGGUAGAAUCGACAGCGCAGACUCUUUCCAGAAACUCGAUCAGAAGUUGAAGAGCAUAAUAGAGAGAGCGAUAAAGAAGAACAUUGAGGCCACUAUGUUGAGAGAUGCGGCUGACGCAGCAUGCAGUCAGACAUCUACGAAGUUGUCACCGACAACCGUGAAGUCUGCUGCAACCUCACCCGUGUACCAGCCGAAGGUCGUAGUGAAACGCUUGGACAUCGCGAAGGAGGGCAAGCAAUACAAGAUCAAUAAUGCACACGCGUUGAAGAAAGCCACGCCGAAGAGUAAACUCGCGGGACCGUUCAGUGCUAUCUAUCGUAAACGCCAAAGCGUACUUCCGAUUCGUUACAACGACUACAACACAUCCGCCUUGGAUUCUAAUUCUGAUUCGGAGGACUUGAUCAUCCGAAACGUACCAAAAGCUACGAAUCCGAGGACGUACGCGGCGGCGAAACAAGCGGACAACAGUCAGAACAGCGCCGUGAAGAGGACAGAAGCUGCUAGUGUGAGCGUUAAAGUCGCGGAUAAAACUGUUACGCCGGUGCUCCUUUCCUUCGUGCAGGAUUCAGUAAAAGAACAGAAAUCAGAACACGAAGAUACCAACAAGAUAGAGGGUGCCAUAGCCGAGAAUCACAUUUGCGGUGUGUGUGGACUGACAUUUAACAGUCGCAAGAACGUGGAGGCGCACGUUCGCACGCACAAAGCGAUCGUGCUACAGAGCGAGAAUGCUACGACGCCACGGCAGAACAAGCAGAAAAUGAUGCGCUGCAAAAGAUGCCACGAGAUAGUUGAGGCACGUUACGUGAAGGCGCACGUAUGCAAGACGGCGAUGGAGUUCCACAAGUGUUUCGUGUGCAACUCUACGUUCCGUACUGAGAAGCUUCUCGCGCGUCACUUGAACAGCCACGAUCAGUCGGAAUUUAAUCUUACGAAUGCGAUCGGCAACAAGAGGCAGUCGUCCGACGCCGACAGUCCGCAGAAGCUGGUCACAUCCGCGAUGCCGCAGACAGAUGAGGAUCAAAGAACUGAAACUGCGGCGAAAUCGCAGAAUGCCUUCGCCGGGAAGAACGACCAGGUUCAGUCGAGCAAAUUCGGCGGGAACGCGAAGCUCGAUGGCAACGCUGUGCAGAAGCCCAAAGAAACGUACACUUGUUUCGUGUGCGACAAGAUCUUCACAGACGAGGAGGUGCUGAAAGAUCACUUGCAGAAGCAUUGCGACGACCUGAGCGAAGAUGAGCAGAGCACCAACAAGGAGCAGUACCAAUGUGCCAUUUGCGGUGAUACGUUGGAGUCGGAUCAAGCGUUGGAGGAGCACGUCGGCAAGCACUUGUUCGAUGACGAGGAUGAUAAUCCUAAUCUGAUCAGCGUAAAUCAGGAUAACGAUAAGACAGCCAAGGAAGUCGAAACUUAUCAUUGCGGGCAAUGCUCUGAGAUGUUUGAUUCGGAAAUGUUGCUGGAGAUACACAUGCAGGCACACGAAGAGGAUGUUGCAAUAGCGGAAUGGGAGAAGCAAACGAUGAAGAUCUAUCAAUAUCAGUGUAUGCUGUGUGAGGAACUUUUUGACACAGAGGCGGAACUAGCGGAGCACUUGGACGUGCACAACGGAAAUGCACAAGUUUGCCAGUUAUGCGACAAACCGUUCCGUACAUUGGAGGAUCUGCAGCAACACGUGGCAACUCAUUGAUGUACAGUAUAUUAUGGAUGUUUUGUUUUUCACGUGCAUUUGUACAAUAGAAAUGCACAAUUUAUCAAUUAUGACAAAACCGUUUCGUACAUCGGAGGAUCUGCAGCAACAUGUGGCAAAUUCAUUGAUGUACAGUACUUUAUCAAUGUUUUAUUUUUCAUGUAACAAUUAUAUGUGUAUCCUUAAUAACUAUAAAUAAAACUUUAAAGAUUGUCUUUCGGACAGUGAUCGGGAAAAGUAAAACAUUUUCAUAUAACGAUAAAAAUAACAGAUAGCUUCUUUUUUUUCGAAUUUAACAUUUUACAGUUUAUAUAUGCUUCUAUAACUGUCAUAAGUAUAUUCUGCACGUAAAGUCGUCUUUGUUAUGCAGAGAAAAGAGUUUUAGCACAUUUCAUUUCAACAAAGAAUUUGGCAGUUUAAGAGUUACUAUUAUACCUCUAUACACAUAUAAUACCUAUAUAAAAAUAUAAUAUAAUUUGUAAAAUGAGUAAAGUGAUAUUUAUAAAUUACAUCUUAAAUCGUUUAGUUAUUAAGAGAUAAUGUUUGUUAAUUUGAAAAGAAAGUUAUGUUUACUUUAUUGCAGUAAGUGAAAUAUCUUGUAUGUUAAAAAGUGCUUUUAGCAAUAUGGAUUGAAAACUUUAUAUUGCAUUCAUUGCAUAAUUUCUAGUGUAUUCUAGAACAUGUAUGUUUUUCGCAAUGUAUAAAUAUACAGAAUGUCAAGAAAUAAGAAUAACAAAAGAAAAAUA
This is a messenger RNA of Ooceraea biroi (clonal raider ant), 4336 nucleotides long. Its product is annotated as zinc finger Y-chromosomal protein 2. The record is from RefSeq and is a predicted model, not a curated record. Gene Ontology annotation, molecular function: DNA-binding transcription factor activity, RNA polymerase II-specific; RNA polymerase II cis-regulatory region sequence-specific DNA binding; zinc ion binding. NCBI's taxonomy places the organism in Eukaryota, Metazoa, Arthropoda, Insecta, Hymenoptera, Formicidae. Gene Ontology annotation, biological process: regulation of DNA-templated transcription. Gene Ontology annotation, cellular component: nucleus.